GCAAUAUUAAUUUUAGCCUAUAGUAUACUUUGCGUAGUGUCCAUAUUUGGAAAUACAUUGGUGUGUUACGUCAUCUGCAAGAACAAACGUCUGCAUACGGCGACGAACUAUUUCAUUGCGAAUCUAGCCAUAUCGGAUCUAUUGGUGACGUGUGUAAACGUUCCAUUUAAUAUUGCAAGGAAUAUUUUGGAUGAUUGGCCGUUUGGUAUCGUUCUUUGUCAGCUUGUGAACUUCUCCUUAAUGACUUCAGUGUACGUUUCCACUUAUACGCUAACGGCUAUUGCUUUGGAUAGGCACCGAGUUGUCCUUAAACCGUUCACGACCAGAAUGUCGAAAACAGCCGCUGCCGUUAUACUGAUUGCGAUCUGGGUCGUCGCCGUAACGUUAUCCUUACCAUACGGCAUCUUCAACACCGUCAAGGAAGUGAAAUUUUUUGUGUCGUCUGCUCAGAGAUGCUCGUCUGAAUUUCCCGAACCGAAGAUAUUCUUUGAAAAAUAUUUGACAUUGGCUACAAUUUGUUUGCAGUAUGUUCUUCCUUUGACAUUAAUUGGAAUCGCAUACGGUCGAAUUGUGAGAAAACUGUGGGCGAGAACACAUGUCGGAGCUGUAACUCACACGCAGCAGAUUUCACAAGCGAAAGCUAAAAAGAAAAGUAUAAAACUAUUGAUAACCGUUGUGAUAGUGUUUGCUUUGUGUUGGUUGCCUUUAAACUUAUAUCAUUUACUAACGGACCUGCAUCCAGACCCGGCAGUGUUCCCUUAUAACAGUAACGCAUUCUUUAUCUGUCAUUGGGUCGCUAUAUCAAGCACGUGUUUCAACCCGUUUAUAUACUGUUGGUUGAAUGAGAUAUUCAGAGAGGAGCUUUUAGCAAAACUUCGUUGGUGUUUGAAACGAUCU
This is a messenger RNA of Lottia gigantea (owl limpet), 897 nucleotides long. RefSeq lists its product as hypothetical. NCBI's taxonomy places the organism in Eukaryota, Metazoa, Mollusca, Gastropoda, Lottiidae. The record is from RefSeq and is a predicted model, not a curated record. Gene Ontology annotation, biological process: G protein-coupled receptor signaling pathway. Gene Ontology annotation, cellular component: neuron projection; plasma membrane. The transcript has a single exon. The annotation marks the transcript as partial. Gene Ontology annotation, molecular function: neuropeptide Y receptor activity; neuropeptide binding.